Papilio xuthus (Asian swallowtail) is the source of this 642-nucleotide messenger RNA. Lineage: Eukaryota; Metazoa; Arthropoda; Insecta; Lepidoptera; Papilionidae. The record is from RefSeq and is a predicted model, not a curated record.
CAUCAUCAUGUCAAAAAGUCCCAAAAUAAAAACAAGGAAUCAAAUAAAACAGAAGUCCCAAUGUAAAAAAUUUUUACUUCCUUAUAUUAACUAACAUUUGAAAUAUUCUGCAGGCAUAAAAAGCAAUGAAUAUUUUGAAAAUAUUAGGAAAAACUUGUGGUUUUUUUGGUUAUGUUAUACAAUAUGCUUGUGUUACUCACUGUACAUUUGAAUAUUUAGGGGAUUUUGUUAUGUGUUCCGGUCCAUCUAUGGAGCCGACAUUAGAAUCAAACAAUAUAUUGCUAACAGAGCAUGUAACACCUCGCUUGUAUAGGCUGCAACGUGGAGACAUUGUCAUAGCAAAGAACCCAACAAAUCCCAAACAGAAUAUAUGUAAGAGAGUUGUUGGUUUACCAGGUGAUAAAGUAAAGGGAUAUUUCCCUAGAAGAAGUCAUAUUGUGCCCCGAGGUCAUGUAUGGUUAGAGGGGGAUAACUCGGGGAAUUCAUCGGACUCAAGAAUAUACGGACCGGUUCCACUUGGCUUGAUUAGAAGUAGAGUUAUAUAUAGAGUCUGGCCUUUGGACAAGUUUGCUUCGUUGCAAGAACAUUGAUUACUUUAAUAAAUUCAAAGCCACUAUUUUAUGUGUUUAUCAGUGGUUUUAA